UUCGCUCAUUACCUACUUUGAAAUUUCUCAAUCCUUUCUCUUUAUAUAUAGUUUGAGCUAAAGAUAAGCAUAGCCCCUAAUUUCUUAGUCCAUGCUAAUUUACUCUAGCAUGAUUGGUAUACAUUAAAGUAUUUUAGCAUACAUGUAGAAAGAAGAAGUUGUACACGUGUUGUUGGAGUUGACUCAGAAAAAUCAGAGUGAUGGCACCGCCGCUGAAAGCUGAUGAAUUGGUGCCACAUCCAGUGAAGGACCAAUUACCUGGAGUCGAUUACUGUGUCAACAGUAACCCUUCUUGGCCGGAGGCCAUUAUUCUGGGUUUUCAACACUACUUAGUUAUGUUGGGAAGUACUGUCAUUAUCCCUACCAUCAUUGUUCCUCAAAUGGGUGGUGGCAAUGAGGAGAAAGCUCAAGUAAUUCAUACUUUGCUCUUUGUUGCUGGGCUGAACACUCUUUUGCAGUCUUUGUUCGGAACCCGGCUUCCUGUGGUGAUAGGUGGAUCAUUCACAUUCAUAAUUCCAGCUACCUUUGUUGCAUUAUCCAGUAGAUACAAUACAUAUCUUGACCCCCGUGAGAGGUUUAAACAUUCGAUGAGAGGAAUGCAGGGAGCUCUGAUGAUUGCAUCGAUACUUCCCAUACUAAUUGGCUUUCUAGGGCUCUGGAGAAUUGUUAUAAGGGUCCUAUCCCCUCUCUCUGCAGCUCCACUGGUGUUGCUUGUUGGCCUUGGCCUAUAUGCACAAGGUUUUCCGCUUCUGGCAGAAUGUGUUGAAAUUGGUCUUCCAGGGUUAAUCAUACUAAUAUUGUUGUCACAAUACAUUCCUCACAUGUGGAAAUUAAAGCGUCCCAUAUUUGAGCGAUUUGCUGUCCUAUUAUCAGUUGCUAUCGUGUGGGCAUAUGCAGCUAUUCUCACUGUGACAGGUGCAUACAACAAUAGAUCUCCACAGACUCAGUUCAGUUGCCGUGUUGAUCGCUCUGGGCUCAUUAGUGGAGCUUCAUGGAUAAAAGUUCCUUAUCCAUGGCAAUGGGGUGCUCCCAAAGUUGAUGCUGGAGAUGUAUCUGUGAUGAUGGCUGCAGCUUUGGUUUCUCUUGUCGAGUCUACUGGAGCAUUUAUAGCAGCUGCAAGAUAUGGCAGUGUAACACAUACACCGGGUUCAGUAAUUAGCCGUGGUGCUGGUUGGCUGGGAUUAGGCAUUUUGUUGAAUGGUCUAUGGGGAACUGCAACUGGAUCUACUGUAUCAGUUGAAAAUGUUGGUCUUUUGGCAAUGACUCGAGUUGGAAGCCGAAGAGUGAUUCAAAUGUCUGCAAUAUUUAUGCUUUUCUUUUCCGUGUUAGGAAAAUUUGGAGCGGUUCUUGCUUCCAUACCUCUGCCAAUUAUUGGAGCUUUGUACUGUGUCUUAUUUGCCCUCAUGUCUUCUGCUGGUCUUGGAUUACUUCAGUUUUGCAAUCUCAACAGCUUCAGGACUAAAUUUAUAUUAGGUUUCUCUAUCUAUUUGGGUCUUUCUGUGCCACAAUAUUUCAAUGGUUACGUGAUAACCACUGGUGAUGGUCCAGUUCACUCUGGCUCUGAAUGGUUUAACAAAAUAAUGCAAGUAAUCUUCACAUCCCCGGCCAUGGUGGCAGGAAUCGUGGCAUUGUUCUUGGACAUAACUCUUGCUCGCAAAUAUGCCACAACCAAGAAAGACAGUGGCAGGUAUUGGUGGGCAAAGUUCAAGCAUUUUGACAAAGAUCCUAGAAGUGAAGAGUUCUACUCUCUCCCUUAUGGCCUGUCCAAGUACUUCCCCUCAGUAUAAUAUCAUUAUUGUUUGAAGAAAAAAAUAAGACAUGUAAGUUGGUUGUCGGGAUAAACUUGAUGGUCAAGUACAGGACAUGAAAUGAUAUUUUAUCGAAUAUAUUUAUCUAAAGUAUGUGCUGCUGCUAUUAGAUGGCCACAAUUGUAAGAUGUAGCCCGCGGUUUGGAAGGUGUGGCCCAUGUUCUCCUUGAUUUGGUUUAGUAAAGGGAAACUUACAUAGAUACACCCAUUGGCUAUUCGGCCUUUUUGUUUUCAAAAAAUAAAAUAGCCAUGCCUUUUUGUCUUGCCAAAAAAAUGAUCAAUGGUCACUCGACUGUGCAAAGCAAAU
Solanum dulcamara is the source of this 2115-nucleotide messenger RNA. Its product is annotated as nucleobase-ascorbate transporter 7-like. Bases 201 to 1787 code for a protein of 528 amino acids. Gene Ontology annotation, cellular component: membrane. Gene Ontology annotation, molecular function: transmembrane transporter activity. The transcript is spliced from 14 exons. The record is from RefSeq and is a predicted model, not a curated record. NCBI's taxonomy places the organism in Eukaryota, Viridiplantae, Streptophyta, Magnoliopsida, Solanales, Solanaceae. Gene Ontology annotation, biological process: transmembrane transport.